UAACCUGCAGCCCCCAGACCAUCCAUCCAUCCAUCCAUCCAUCCAUCCAUCUAUCCACCCACCCCAUCUCAUCCAUCACAUCCCGUCCAUCCCACCUCAUCCCCGCAUCCUCUGCCUCCAUCACUGCAGCUCUCCCGGGACCGGGGCAUUCCAAGCAGGGUUCCGUAUCCCUUCCCUGUAGAGGCUUCUCCAAGCAGGAAUGCCACCUGGCAAAGGGCAGAUGACCCCGCUGCUGCCCACCCCGAAGGUCUGCGCGCCCACCCUGCAAGGCACCCACGACCCCUCCAUGGGGGGCUGCCCUCAGGCCCCCAAGGGUCCCGGCUCGCCGCAGAGCCGCAGCAAGAAGAAGAGCCGUAAGCACCAGCGGUUCCUGGAGCGCCGGGUGCUGCUGGAGCAGAAGGGGCUGCUGAGCCCCCACGGGCGCCGGAGCACUCAGACCACCGUGGCAGGGCCAGAGGCACACACCACCCUCACCAAGGCAGAUGGCAUCACGACAGAGCACUCUGGCGAGGUCCCCAAGCCCAGACGGGUCACCUCCGCAUCCCUGUCCCCAUCUGCCUCUCCGGACAGCAUAGCCAGGCACCACUCCGUGCUGCUGUCCCAGGGGAACGGCAGCUCCAAGGUGCGAACGUCCUCGCUGGUCCUGCGCCCGGGCAAGUACGUGGCCAUUGACUGUGAGAUGGUGGGCACCGGCCCUCAGGGCAGGCUGAGCGAGCUGGCACGGUGCUCCGUGGUGAACUACGAGGGGGAUGUCAUCUAUGACAAGUACAUUCAGCCCGAGCUCCCCAUUGUGGACUUCCGGACACGCUGGAGCGGCAUCACCAAGCAGCACAUGAAGAGGGCGAUUCCCUUCAAGGCUGCCCAGGCAGAGAUCCUGAAGAUCUUGAAAGACAAGAUUGUGGUAGGACACGCCAUCCACAAUGACUUCCAAGCCCUGAAGUACUUCCACCCGAAAGACAGGACUCGAGACACCAGCCAGAUCCCUGUGCUGAAGCAGAAGGCAGGGCUGCCUGUCAGGGCCAACGUCUCGCUCAAGAACUUAGCCAGGCACCUGCUCCAUAAAAGGAUCCAGGUUGGCUGCAAAGGACACUCGUCGGUGGAAGAUGCUCAAACAGCCAUGGAGCUGUACAGACUGGUGGAGGUGCAGUGGGAGAAGGAGCUGGCCCGUAGCCUGCCCCCCCGGCCCCCCAGCCCCAUCACAGACCCCACUGCAGACAGCAGCCACUACUUGGAUGACCAGUACUGGCCCACAGACCUGAUAUCAAGCGGCCUGUGAUGGGGGACAGCAUCUCCUCCAUGUGUCUCGGGCUAUCCUGGUGCCUUCAGCUCUGAAAGGUGGAGGUGACCGCUGACCUCCUUCCCCAGGGGUUGUACUCCAUGGGCUCUGCCCAGUACCCAGCCCUGCCAGGGAUGGAGACACGGUGACACCUGAACAGCAGUGAUCUCCCAGAAAGGCUGUCUGCAGCCUCUAGCUCGUGCACAGAAAUGAGGGCUGUGGCUGCACUGUGUUCAUCUGUCACUUUGGGAUGAGCAUGGUCCUGGUGUCAGCCUGGAGGAGCUCCCAUGGGCACGUGAUGGGGGCUACCAGGACAUCUUCCAUGCCUUCCAUUGGGUUGUCCCUGUCCCAGAUGGAUGUGGCAGGUUUUCCUGUGGAAGGACUGAGGUGUUUUGCUGAUGCCCAAAGGCGCAAACCAUCCAGGGCCAGUAAACAACCCGUUUCCUCCUCACUUUAUUUCAUAGAAUCAUAAAAUAUGCUGAGUUGGAAGGGUUGUGUCAGGAUCACAGAGUCCAACUCCUGGCCCUGCACAGGACACCCCAAGAGUCCUGCCAUGUGCCUGAGAGCACUGUCCAAACACUUCUUGAACUCAGAUAGGCUUGGUGCUAUGAACAGCUCUGUGGGGGAGCCUGUUCCAGUGCUCAGCCAUCCUCUGGGUGAGAAACCUUUUCCUGAUAUCCUGCCUAAACCUCCUCUGACUCAGCUUCAUGCCAUUUCCUUGAGUCCUGCCACUGGUCACAAGAGAAGAGGUUGGUGCCUGCCCCUCCCUUCCCCUCAUGAGGAUGUUGAAGAUUGCAAUGAGGUCUCCCCUCAGUCACUUCUAGGCUGAACAAACCAAGUGACCUCAGCCACUCCUCAUAAGGCUUCCCUUCCAGUCUCUUCACCAUCCUCAUGGCCUGCUUUUGGAUACUCUCUAACAGAUUAAAGUCUUUUUUAAUGUUGUGGUGCCCAAAACUGCACACAAUAUUCAAGGUGAGGCCACACCAGUGUAAAGCAGAGCGGGACAAUCCCCUCAUUUAGUAUUCCUUCAAGUCCUGUGCCUCGGUCAUUAAUGAAGGUGUUGAAGAGAACUGGCCCAAGGAUGGAGCCCUGUGUAACCCCACUGGUGACAGGUCUGAUGUCACCCCAUUCACUGUUUGUGCGUGACCUGUGAACCAGUUGCUGACCCAUCGUGUGACAUGGUUACCCACCUGUGUGCUGGACAUUUUGUCCAGAAAGAUACUGUGAGAGACGGUACCAAAAGCUUUACUGAACUCCAAAAAGGUAAUGUCUACUGGCUUCCCUUGAUCAACCAGGUGGGUUACCCUGUUGUAGAAGGAAAUCAGGUUUGAUAAGCAGGGCUUUCCUGUCAUGAAGCCAUGCUGGUUGUGCUUGAUGACUGUGUUGUCCUCCAGGUGUUUUUCAAUACCUCCCAGAAUAAUCUUUUCCGUGAUUUUACCAGGCACUGAAGUGAGACUGAUAGGUCUGUAGCUUCCAGGGUCCUCCUUCUUGCCCUUCUUGAAAACUGGAACAUUUGCCAGCUUCCAGUCAGCUGGAACCUCUGCAGCUUCCCAAGAGUGCCCAAAAAUCGUUGGGAGAGGCUUUGUGAUGACAUCAGUUAGCUCUUGGAGGAUUCUUGGAUGAAUCCCACCACACCUGAUAGAUCUGUAGGGAUCCAGCUGCACAAGGAAGCCUGGAUCUAAUCAGUGUCCAGCACAGACAAGAGCAUAGAAUGCACUUCAUUUUAAAUAAA
This is a messenger RNA of Myiozetetes cayanensis, 3008 nucleotides long. It is a transcript of the gene AEN, whose product is annotated as apoptosis enhancing nuclease. The transcript has 4 exons. The record is from RefSeq and is a predicted model, not a curated record. Lineage: Eukaryota; Metazoa; Chordata; Aves; Passeriformes; Tyrannidae. Bases 200 to 1276 code for a protein of 358 amino acids. Gene Ontology annotation, molecular function: nucleic acid binding; exonuclease activity. Gene Ontology annotation, cellular component: nucleus.